AUGUCAGAUACGGAGAAAACAAAGGCUAAAAUGAGCGAGGAUAGAAAGAAAUCUACGGAGAAAAAGAUCAGAGAGGAAGAAAGUGAAAGCAACAGGGAUAGUUUCGCUUCGAUGGAGGCAGAGCUGGUAUUGGAAGAGCAGAUUUCGGGAGCUGAGGUGGAACGCACUGAAACGGAGUCACAACCAAUGGGGAUUUCGAAGGAGAAACCAAAGCGGCGAAAGUUCAGUGGAAUUUUUAAGAAAGUUGAAGGGAAGAAAGAAAAGACGGAAGAAAAUAGCAAGAGAAAUAGCAGUGUUUCGCAGGACGGAGCUGUAGUUUUUUCUGGAGAAGAGUUAUCAGACGAACAAAUAACAGAGGAAACAGAGCAUAUUGAAGAAAACCUAAAAACUGCGGAGAAAACCCAAAAGCGGCGGUCAUUCAGAAUGUUCAAGAAAAAGGAUAAAGAAAUAAAAGAGAUAGAUAAUUGCGUCACGGAGAAAAAGAACAAAGAAAUGGCACGGAAUGAUCAACAGGAAACAACCGUCGAAACAGGAAUGAGAGGAGAUAACGUUAAAAAUGAGGAGAUUGCUGAAGAUAUCAUUGCGAAGUUUUCAGAAGGGAACCAGGUAGAGGAGAAAGUAAAAAAGCGGCGUUCGUUUGGAAUUUUCAAGAACAAAGACAAAGAAAAGGAUAAGGAGAAAGCAGGAAGCGUGAUUUCACUGAAUGCAGCAGACGAAGAGAGAACAAAAGAGGGAACGGAGACAGCAGAGGCUGCUGACGAAAUCCUUGUUGAGAAAACACAAGUCAAAGAAAAGAAACAGCAGAAGCGAAAGUUUAGUUUCUCAAAUAAGAAAAAAAACAAAGAAAAAGAGAUGGAUGUUUCCGAAUCGGAGGAAAAAGGCGAAGAAAUGGCACCGGGAAUGUUUAACGAAGAGGGAAUAAAAGAUGAGGACUUUGAGGAAGAUGAGGUUAAGAAACAUUCCCGUACGGAGUAUUCAGAAAAGAACCAGCGAAAAGGCAUGUUUAGUUUCUCAAAGAAGAAAAAAUCUAAAGUAAACGAAAAAGAUGAUUCCGGUUCGGAGGGAAAAGGCGAAGAACUGGAUUCGGAGGGAAAAGGCGAAGAACUGGUGCAUGAAAAUCCGGGUCAACAGGAAACCGUGGAAACAGUUGGAGAGGAAAUAAAAGAAGUGGACUUUGAGAAAGAGGAGAUUGCUGAAAAUUCAUCUGCGGACGUUACAGAAAAGAAACAGCGAAAGUUUAGAUUUUCAAAGAAGAAAAUUCAAAAGGUGCAAGAGUUAGACAAUUCUGUUGCGGAGGCAAAGGAUAAGGAAAAGCCAGUCAAUGGUUUCAAGGAAAAAGAGACAGGAUGUCAAGUCGGGAGCCAAUCAGAAGAAGAGGACCCCGUGGUAGCAAAGUCUGAGGAUGAAGUAAAAGAGGAGGCGACGGAAGAGAAGAGAACAGAGUCCGAAGAGGCACCGAAAAGAAAGAAAUCACUCAAGCGCAGACUCAGCUUCUCAAGAAAAAAUAAAGCAAAGAAAACAGAGGAGAAACAAGAUGAAGAAGGAGAAGCCAGGGAGGGAACAAUGGAUGACAACGAAGUGUCUCAAAAACCAGAACUUGUGAACCAAUCAGAAGCCGAGUCACGAGAGGCUGGCGGCACAUGCGCAGAAGGUGACGAGAAAACAGCUAACGAACUUGCUUUGGCAGACAGCGACACGAACGAUACAUCCGACACGGAACAGACGGAGAGCGAAGAGGAAAGUGGAUAUUUCAGGUUAGGCAUAAUUUACAGUAUAUUUGAGGCAAUUUUCAGACAGAAAGAUAAAAUGCCGGAAAUGUCUGUAACAAAGUCACGCGAGCUCGUGAUUUAUACAGUUAACCAGGGGUACAUCAGGAUAACGGAUGCGUCCGGCUCGAUUUUCACUCAGGCAAGCCAGGCACCACGCAGGGCUGUCAUGUAUCUACUUCAAUUACUUGUCAAGAAAUAUCCACAUGCUUUUAAAAACCUAAAAAAGCGCAAAUCUAAGAAAAGCAAGGGAACGUCCGACGUUGCCAAAAACCCAGUAGCGGAAACGGACAUAUUUUAA
Messenger RNA from Nematostella vectensis (starlet sea anemone), 2067 nucleotides. Its product is annotated as spore wall protein 2. NCBI's taxonomy places the organism in Eukaryota, Metazoa, Cnidaria, Anthozoa, Actiniaria, Edwardsiidae. The record is from RefSeq and is a predicted model, not a curated record. The coding region runs from base 1 to 2067 and encodes 688 amino acids. The transcript has a single exon.